Molecule: messenger RNA, 693 nt
Organism: Arxiozyma heterogenica
Lineage: Eukaryota; Fungi; Ascomycota; Saccharomycetes; Saccharomycetales; Saccharomycetaceae
Gene: TRS23
Product: TRAPP subunit TRS23
Exons: 1
Coding region: 1-693 (230 amino acids)
Biological process (GO): endoplasmic reticulum to Golgi vesicle-mediated transport
Cellular component (GO): TRAPP complex
Source: RefSeq, a predicted model, not a curated record
AUGGGUAUAGAAGCAAUAUUGAUUAUAAAUAAAUCAGGUGGUUUAAUUUAUCAUAGAUCAUUUGAUGUUUCAAAGACAAAUCCUACUGGUACCACUUCCAAACAUUCACUGAACAGUAAUGAUUUGUUAAUUUUAGCAAGUACAUUACAUAGUGUUUUUGUCAUAUCAAGCCAAAUAACACCAAAGGCAUUACAAUUAUCUCAAUCCAACCUGAAUUAUACUAUUCCAUAUCAUCCUUAUGUUGGUGUGAAAAAUCCAGAAAAGUCACCCAGGAAUUCUAUUCCAAAUAAAUACGGCAGUUUCAAAGGAGACGAUUAUUUCAAAGAACCGUUCCAUAGUUGGAAUAAAAGCGGAUUGAAACAAUUGAGUACUGAUCAAUUUACCAUGUAUAUAUAUCAAACUAUGACUGGAUUAAAAUUUGUGGCUAUUAGUUCUACUGUGCUACCUUCACAUAACGAUUCAGAAACAAAUAUGAUGAAUAAUAGUGGUAUUAAUAUUAACAAUAAUAGUAGUAAGAAUAUAAAUGCAUUACAAUAUAAUCUUGGUAGUCAGAUUGCAGAUAACCUUUUAAGAAAAGUGUAUUGCAUUUAUAGUGAUUACGUUAUGAAGGAUCCAUUUUAUUCCUUAGAAAUGCCAAUAAAAUCUGAUCUAUUUGAUGAUAAAGUUAAAUCUUUAAUCGAUAAUUUGUUAUGA